This is a messenger RNA of Scomber japonicus (chub mackerel), 2661 nucleotides long. It is a transcript of the gene dda1, whose product is annotated as DET1 and DDB1 associated 1. Bases 298 to 606 code for a protein of 102 amino acids. Gene Ontology annotation, biological process: positive regulation of proteasomal ubiquitin-dependent protein catabolic process. Gene Ontology annotation, cellular component: Cul4-RING E3 ubiquitin ligase complex. The record is from RefSeq and is a predicted model, not a curated record. The transcript has 6 exons. Lineage: Eukaryota; Metazoa; Chordata; Actinopteri; Scombriformes; Scombridae.
CGUCGCUACCAUCCAGCCAUCAUGCUAGCUGAGGAAGUCCUGUGUAACUAGCUUUACCAGCUUAUGGGCUAUUUUUUCUUGAGUUAAUAUAAUUGUUUUAGUGGCCGCCGGGAUCUAGAAUGGAAACAGCAACUUGUGUGUGAACGUCGUUGUUUUCUUUUGGAAAGAGGGGCCCGACAGGACAGCUGUGUGUCGGCUAACUGCUCAGUAAGCUAGCGCGGCUAACCGUGAACGCACUCGACAACAGACGCCAAGUCACAAGUCGGCGGCUCGACGUUGGAUAUUUCAACCACUACCAUGGAGAAGGCGGAUUUUUUGAAAGGACUCCCUGUCUACAAUAAGAGCAACUUCAGCAGGUUUCAUGCAGACUCUGUUUGUAAAGCAUCUAAUCGAAGACCCUCUGUUUACCUUCCAACACGUGAAUACCCCUCUGAACAGAUUAUUGUAACAGAGAAAACCAACAUCCUCCUGCGUUACCUCCAUCAGCAGUGGGACAAAAAGAAUGCAGCAAAGAAAAGGGAACAGGAACAAGGUGAAAGCGACAGCCCAGCGCCCCCAAGGAAGAUCGCCAGGACAGAUAGCCAAGAGAUGAAUGAAGACUCAUAAGUGUGUGUGUGUGUGUGUGUGUGUGUGUGUGUGUGUGUGUGUGUUUGAGUGUGUGUAUACACAGGACAUAGUCAAUAUAAACAAAGAACAGAAAGGAUAAUCCCACCUGAGUAAAGACUUCUGGCCAUUCUCUAACAUGGCAGGAUGCCUUUCCUGGCAUGAAAUUAAGGGUUACCCACAGAGAAUUGGGGAAAUUUCCAUUAACAAAGCAGUCUUUUAUAGCCUAAAUAUCAUGUACAUGGAAAAAUGUGAAGAUAAAUGGUCAUAAAUGCUGUAGUUGGCUUUAGGAGAAUUUUACACCAACAUUUUUUCCUGAACUGUCCUUAACUCACUGUUGGUCAGUGACACUUUAGCCAUGAGGAUAGGACUCCGUACUGAUGAUUCUUUAAUUUGUAUUGACCAUAUCCUGUGUGGAUUCAUGUAUGUGCAUAUGUUUGUAUGAAUGUUGAGCUGUGAGUGUGUAUUGUGUGUUGUACUGUGUGUGUGUGUGUGUGUGUGUGUGUGUGUGUGUGUGUGUGAAUGAGUAGUAAAAAAAAAAAAAAGAAUAGAUCAGAAUAGAUUCAAGAUCAGCAAUGGACUUGACAGAUAAAGUCAGACUUGACCCUAAAAAAAACUGUCUCAUACUGGUACAUGACUUGUGUAGCCUUCUGUCAGCUGGAGAGUCUGUCCUGAUUUGUGCAAAGAUAACAUUUUUAUUACUGUUUUAAUUUUAUUAUAACUAUUCUUGUUUAUGUAUGGCAAUGCGCUUCCUGCCAGCCACAGUGCCCACCCUCUCAGUUUCACUGCCUACUCUGCAACCACAUGGGGGCAUUGCAUUAUUUCUCCACACUGUUUGAAUCAACAGAACCAAGAAUGCACUGUGAAGAACAGCACAAAGUAGAAGCAACUCUUCCACAUUUCCCCUUUAGACGUGUAUGUUUAUGGUGAAUAUGCAUAUCUCCAUUCUAUCCGGGAACUUGUGCUUUUAGGACUAAAUGUCGUCUUGGUGUUUCUGGGAAAUAUUUUUGCAUCUAGCACCACCCUCUGGCUAACUGAGGCUAGUAUGAAUGGGAUUGGCUCUGAAUUUUAGCUGUUCUGUCAUCAAUGGGCGUAAAAAGCAAAGAAGAAAAAAAGCAAAGAGUUGAUCUUAAAUAUGAAGUUGUAAAUCCUAAUGUUGGAUUUUAUUGCACAACUUGGCAACAGCACAGAUAGUGAGGAAAAAUAUGUAUAGUAAUGUCUGAAAAAAGGGAUAACAAAUACAUUAUGAUGUGUGUAAAUAAUUGCCAGUACCAGAAUUAGUUUAUCCAAUGAAGUAUCUUUGUGUCUGCCUUUUUGUAAAGUAACACAUGCCCAUGGAUACAAUAAGAAACAACUCAUGUGAAGGUAAAGACAAGAACCCCAUUGCCCAGUGGAUUUUAUCUUGCCUUGCAUGUUGAUGUUUUCAUGGCUGGGCAUUAUAUUCCUGGACUAGUAAUAAAACUUUGGGUUUGAGGUUGUGGCGCUAUCUUGUGUGACUGUGAAAGAUAUUAGAGGCCUUACAACCUGUCAUCAUGGUUUGGACCCUUUUCCUCUCCCAGCUCAGGUCCAAGGAGUUGUUCUGUACGUCCUGUACUUGUGACAGCCCUGGGUGGUUUUCGUGUGAGAGCUGGUGCAAUGGAACAUAGGAGGCUCAAAGGGGUAUUAUAAUUUCAGCCAUAGAAUGCACAAUAAGCAUGCACAGCAAAGUGCAGUCGCCAUCCUGCCUUGUUCCUGAGAUUCAGUUUGUAUUGGUGUCACAUACUGAACAACACUGAAUAAAGCUUCUUUUUUUUUUGAGAAAAAAUGUUCUUAUCACUGCCCAGCAGAGUCACAUAAAAGCAUCCUGUCCUUCUGUGAGUCUAUGCUGCAAUGUGGGUUGACAGUGUGGUCAUCUUCCUACCUACAGUGUAAAUAGCCUGUCUGUUUUUGAAGUGUAAAGCCACAUUUAGCUUCUGCUCAGACUGUUCUACGACACCCUAGGCCUUGCCCCCAUCUCAUGUGUGUUAGAUCAGAUUUGUUCUUUUUAGCUUUACUGAAAUAAAACUGGACUGAAACUGG